This is a messenger RNA of Chanos chanos (milkfish), 2409 nucleotides long. RefSeq names its product junctophilin 3b (gene jph3b). NCBI's taxonomy places the organism in Eukaryota, Metazoa, Chordata, Actinopteri, Gonorynchiformes, Chanidae. The record is from RefSeq and is a predicted model, not a curated record. Bases 1 to 2409 code for a protein of 802 amino acids. Gene Ontology annotation, biological process: regulation of synaptic plasticity. Gene Ontology annotation, cellular component: plasma membrane; junctional membrane complex; endoplasmic reticulum membrane. The transcript has 5 exons.
AUGUCCACUGGGGGCAGGUUCAACUUUGAUGAUGGGGGGUCAUAUUGUGGAGGGUGGGAGGAGGGCAAGGCCCAUGGCCAUGGUAUCUGCACGGGACCCAAGGGCCAGGGAGAGUACGCCGGCUCCUGGAGCCACGGGUUUGAGGUACUGGGCGUCUAUACCUGGCCCAGCGGCAACACCUACCAAGGCACCUGGGCGCAAGGCAAGCGCCAUGGGAUUGGGGUGGAGAACAAGGGAAAGUGGGUGUAUAAGGGCGAGUGGACACACGGAUUUAAGGGACGAUACGGCGUCCGUGAGAGCACGGGCACUAGCGGCAAAUACGAGGGCACGUGGAACAACGGCCUGCAGGACGGCUACGGCACGGAGACCUAUUCAGACGGAGGCACAUACCAGGGUCAAUGGGUCGGCGGAAUGCGCCACGGCUAUGGCGUGCGGCAGAGCGUUCCGUAUGGAAUGGCGGCCGUCAUCCGCUCGCCGUUACGCACCUCCAUAAACUCGUUACGUUCUGAACACAGCAAUGGCACCGCGCUGCUGGGCGGCAGUCUGGGUGAGCGGGCAGGCGUUGGCGUAGUCGGCGGCGGAGUGGGCGGAGUUGGUGGGGUGGGCAGCAGCCCUGCGGUAUCUCGCGGCGGCUUUGUGCUGACGGCGCACAGCGAGGCCGAGCUGCUCAAAGGCAAGAAGAAAGGUCUGUUCCGCCGCUCGCUUCUCAGCGGCCUGAAACUGCGUAAGUCGGAGUCCAAGAGCUCUCUGGCCAGCCAGCGCAGCAAACAGAGCUCGUUCCGCAGCGAGGCGGGGAUGAGCACCGUCAGCUCGGCCGCAUCUGACAUCAACUCCACCAUCAGCCUGGGGGAGGGCGAGAGCGAGCUAGCGCCAGGGGAGGACGACGUAGACGCCACUACAACCGAGAGCUAUGCCGGCGAGUGGAAAAACGACAAACGCACGGGCUGCGGCGUGAGCCGGCGCUCCGAUGGCCUUCACUACCAGGGAGAGUGGCUGGGCAACCGUCGUCACGGCUAUGGCUGCACCACCUUCCCCGACGGCACCAAGGAAGAAGGAAAGUAUAAACAGAACGUGUUGGUGAGCGGCAAACGCAAGAACCUCAUCCCAUUACGCGCCAGCAAGAUUCGUGAGAAGGUGGACCGUGCGGUGGAGGCCGCGGAAAAGGCGGCUGACAUUGCCAAACAGAAGGCUGAGAUUGCCUUGUCCAGGACAGCCCAUGCGCGUGGCAAGGCGGAGGCGGCUGCAGCAGCAGCGCAGAAAGCCCAGGAGGAGUGCCGUUUGGCCAGGAUCACCGCCAAAGAAUUCUCCCCCUCCUUCCAACACCGUGGCAAUGGGGUGGAAUGUCAGAGGCCAAAGCACCAGAAUUCCAGCGAGAACGACCUGGAGGUCAUCUCAAGCGGAACGCCUGAAAGUCCUGAGCUCUACAUGAAGGGCACCACACCACCUGACCUGACCCCUGACCUCAGUCCGGUACCCAGCAGGCCCUCCACUCCUCCCCACAGCCCCGUCCCAUCCAAACCCGCGCCUCGCACCAAGAGCACCCGCUUCAAGCGCCAGAGCGCCGUUGACGACGAGCGUGGUGGCGGCGCUGAGAUCCAGGUGUUGACGGAGGGCAGGGGUGGAGGAGGUGAGGGUGGAGGAGGGAGGUACCUGAGGGCCAACAGCUGGAGCGAGGACAAGUGCUCCACGCGUGGCGGGGGCGGGAGCAGCAGCCGUGGGGGCAGCAGGGGCAGCAGCCGCUCCACCACACCUUCCGUGCAGGACGAGGCGCGGGGUGGGACCGGAGCCCGAACCAACGGACACAAGCACGCCUCCUCCAAUCACAAGUCUCGGGAGCACAGCUCGUCCAAUCACAAGCCUUCGGCGAGGGAGAGGUGGGCCGACUGUCACUCCGCCUCCUGGACGUCACAGCGGGCGCCGGGCGACAGCCUGGCUCAUUCUCGCCUGCUCGAGCAGGACGAGGAGAAACUGAGCAAUUACGAAAUGGAAAUGAGGCCGCUUCAGCCCAUGGACUCCAAUUCCCACAAGCCCCGGGGGGCAGCUGAGGACCGUCACAGCCACAGCGAAGUCCAUCCUCACACAGUGCAGAGACAGCGGGGUAAAAAUCGGGAGCGGGAGCGGGAUCACGGAGCUCGGGCCUCAGGGGGGCACAGUAGAGAGGGGGCAGCCUUGGACUCAGUACAGAAGCUGGACAGUGUACGUGUGGGGGGGGACGCACUUGAGGCCCGGCCGUUGCGCAGGGACCUGACACUCUCACCCCCCCAGAAAUCCUCACCCAUUGCACUAGAACACGAUGACGAGAAUCUGACCCAGCUCAAGGCAAACUCGGGCUCCAGCUCAAUUCUGGUUGUCAUGGUGAUUUUGCUCAACAUUGGCGUUGCCAUUUUGUUUAUUCACUUUUUUAUUUGA